AUGGACAAGGCUAUGGACGGGAGCAAGGUGCCGCGACCUAGCAUCACGCGGGAGGCCAGGAAGGGGAGCCAGAGCUAUGAGCUGUUUCAAGCGGCCGAGAGCAGUAAGUGGGUAGCUGAAAGCUACGAAGGAACCGAAAUCGUAGAGGUCAACCCGAUCAACAACUGGGACGAGGAGGUGGUUGGCCUCAUAAUCCCGCGGGGCAAGGAGGAUAUGACCGAGGGUCUUCUCGCCGUGGCCAGGGAACGCUUCCCGGAUCUGGCGAACAACGAGGAGGGAGAGAAGGUACUGGAAACCAACACCAGGAUGGGCAACAGGACCAGAAGGAAGAGGAUACUGGUGGCGAGGCCCGAUGCUGAAGACCCGACCGAGGCGAUGUACCGGGGGAUAGUGGAGCUGGGCAGUAUUGCCAGCCUGGAGGGAGCGGACAUGAUCUCUUUCGCGGCGCCUGCUUUCAUGGCCGGGACAGCGAGGAAGAUGGCGGCCUGCGUCCUGGUUGCCAAACUGGGAAUACUAGCCAGGGUCUGCGUCCCAAAGCGGCAACUCAGGCAGGCAGAAAUCACCCGUCCCCCACUGGCGCGGCAAACCAGCACUAGGCCCAAAAAACACCGCCAUGAUGCUAUCCUGAUCAAGGGGACCAAGCGGGAGGAGUACCCGGAACUGCUCGCCAAGGCGAGGAAGGCGAUUAGAGGCACAACCUCAAGCGGGGGCAGCGCCAAGGAAGUCGCUAAACUGAUUGCGGAGAGUAAGGUGGGGGAAAAAGUGGAGGCCCUCACAGGCGGAGGGAAGGCCACCAUAAUGAUGACCAAUAUCGAGGCUGCUCUAAGCGAAGAGGAGGUCAAGGCCGCUAUCGUGGAGCAAACCGGGGCAGCCGCCAAAGAUAUCGAAAUCAGAAACCUAAGAGGCGGACUUAGGAGCAAGCAGUCCGCGGUGGUGCUGGCUCCCGCGGAUGUCGGCGCCACGAUCUUGGCGCAUAAGGGUAUCAUCAUGGGGUUGACCCCUGCCAGCGUCAGGCCCAGACUUAAUAUCGAGAAAUGCCACAAAUGCUGGGAGCACGGCCAUACCGCCAGCAGGUGCGCGGGAUUGGUCAAAAUGCUGCCUCAAAUGCGGCAAAGCUGGACACAUGGCAGAGAAAUGCACAGAGGAACCAUACUGUCCCCUGUGUAA
This is a messenger RNA of Brassicogethes aeneus, 1167 nucleotides long. Lineage: Eukaryota; Metazoa; Arthropoda; Insecta; Coleoptera; Nitidulidae. The record is from the annotation of a GenBank genome assembly.